Messenger RNA from Cuscuta europaea, 3044 nucleotides. The record is from the annotation of a GenBank genome assembly. Lineage: Eukaryota; Viridiplantae; Streptophyta; Magnoliopsida; Solanales; Convolvulaceae.
UGGAUUAUUGUUAAGAUAGAAGGGAGAGAGCCUGAAGCGUUCAGAGGAUCUCACCAUUUUUAAUUAUAUUUUACUCACAUCACAAGCCUAUAAUUUCGCUUGAACUCUACAGGAAGGAAUACAGGUACUUCUAGUUCAGCAAUUCAUUCUAGGCAUGGCAUCUCGAACCUCCGAUCUCGCUAGCCAAGUCGAUCAAGCUCGUCUAUUUGAUACAGAAGCCCUCCUCCUCUACUGCUCUGCGCAUGUUCAUGGCUUCCCCCGUUCUCCAACUAAACUCUCCAUUUCUCAGUUUGGACAUGGUCAAUCGAACCCGACAUUUCUCAUGGAGGUUCAUUCCGGUGAUAAGGUGAUGAAGUAUGUAUUGAGAAAGAAACCUCCUGGUGAACUGCUUCAAUCUGCUCAUGCUGUUGAGAGAGAAUAUGAGGUCCUAAAUGCAUUAGGUACCCAUACACUGGUGCCAGUUCCUAAAGUCUUCUGUUUGUGUACGGAAUCAAGUGUGAUUGGAACACCAUUUUAUGUAAUGGAGUAUUUGGAAGGUCGUAUUUUCAUUGACCCUAAGCUUCCCGAUCUACCGCCUAAACAAAGGAAGGCAAUAUAUGGUGCAACUGCCCAGGCUUUAGCCUCAGUUCAUUCAGCCAAUGUUGAUGCUAUUGGUUUAUCAAGUUAUGGAAAGCAGAACGACUACUGCAAGAGACAGGUGGAGAGAUGGGCCAAACAGUAUCUCUUAUCCACUGGCAAGGGCAAGUCGGAGAGAAACCAUAAAAUGUUAGAACUAGCUGACUGGUUGCGGGAACACAUUCCUUUGGAAGAUUCUUCUGGGGGAACGGCAGGUCUUGUCCAUGGAGAUUUUCGAAUUGAUAAUCUUGUUUUCCAUCCCAUAGAGGACAAAGUCAUUGGGAUUCUCGACUGGGAACUUUCAACUCUGGGUAAUCAGAUGUGUGAUGUUGCUUACUGCUGCAUGAACUAUAUUGUCAAUAUUUCAAUGCUGCCUUUAGAAGAGAAUGAUGGGUUUGAACUUAAAACGAUUCCGGAAGGGAUUCCUUCUCUAUCCGAAUUCUUGGCAGACUACUGUUCAACUGCUGGUAAAGAGUGGCCUGUCACUAAGUGGAAGUUCUACAUGGCGUUUUCAUUGUUUCGUGGAGCAUCAAUAUAUUCAGGCGUUCAUAAUAGAUGGAUCAUGGGUAAUGCGUCAGGAGGUGAACGUGCCAGACUUGCUGGAGAGAUGUCUAAUUCUCUCAUUAAAGUUGCAUGGUCCUUUAUUAGAAGAGAACAUGUUCUACCACCACAUCCCCCAACUGGUACAAUUGGAUCCUUGGGGAAACAACAACGUGAUCAUGAAAGUCUGAAUCUAGUAUGCCCCAUGAGAGCUAGGUUUGUACCUAACAGAAAAGUUCAAGAUUUGAGAGACAGAUUGAUCAAGUUCAUGGAGCAUCACAUAUACCCAAGGGAACAUGAAUUCUACAAACUGGCUCAAUCUACCACGCGUUGGACAGUUCACCCAGACGAGGAGAAAUUAAAAGGACUGGCAAAAGCAGAAGGCCUUUGGAACUUGUUUAUACCUUAUGAUAGUGCAACUAGAGCACGAGAACUUAUCUUCGGAGAAAAAGGUGAUGCUCCACCAGACAGGGGAUAUGAUUGGUUGCUAGGUGCAGGGCUAUCCAAUCUGGAAUAUGGGUAUCUAUGUGAGUUAAUGGGUCGUUCUAUUUGGGCACCACAGAUCUUCAACUGCGGAGCACCUGAUACUGGAAAUAUGGAGGUAUUACUUCGAUAUGGGAAUGCAGAACAGAUGAAGGAAUGGCUUGUACCCUUGCUUGAAGGAAGCAUACGAUCAGGAUUUGCAAUGACAGAACCACAAGUAGCCUCUUCAGAUGCAACCAAUAUAGAGUGCUCCAUAAAAAGACUGGGGAAUUCGUAUAUCAUCAAUGGUAAGAAGUGGUGGACUAGUGGUGCUAUGGAUCUGAGGUGCAAACUUCUCAUUGUUAUGGGGAAAACUGAUCUAACUGCUCCAUUGCAUAAGCAGCAAUCCAUGAUUUUAGUAGAUAUUAACACCCCAGGUGUAAUGAUAAAGCGACCAUUAACAGUCUUUGGUUUUGAUGAUGCACCACAUGGUCAUGCAGAAGUCUGGUUUGAGAACGUACGUGUGUCAGACAAGAACAUUCUUCUUGGAGAGGGCCGUGGGUUUGAAAUCGCACAGGGUAGGUUGGGUCCCGGAAGGCUGCAUCAUUGCAUGAGGUUAAUAGGUGCAGCUGAACGUGGUAUGCAGAUGAUGGUUACGAGGGCUAUUGAAAGAAAAGUAUUUGGAAAACUUAUUGCUGAGCACGGUUCAUUCCGUACUGAUGUUGCGAGAUGCCGAAUAGAACUGGAGAAAACCAGGUUGCUAGUUCUGGAGGCUGCUGACCAGCUUGAUCGCCUAGGCAACAAGGACGCUCGUGGUACCAUUUCAAUGGCAAAGGUAGCAGCUCCGGAAAUGGCCCUGAAGGUACUUGAUAUGGCGAUGCAAGUGCAUGGAGCUGCUGGGUUGUCAGGAGACACCGUUCUCGCACAUCUUUGGGCUACAGCCCGGACGUUGAGAAUAGCUGAUGGUCCCGACGAAGUGCACUUAGGGACCAUUGCGAAGUUAGAGCUACGGAGAGCCAAGCUCUGAUCCAAAAUCUCACAGAUUGAGCAUUUGAGCUUACAACACUGGGAAUGGCAUCGUUCAAGAGGGGUUGGGGUAAACGAAACAUCAGCGCAUUUUAUUUCAAACUGGAGUGAUCUCAAUAUAUAUUAUAAUAAUUGAUUGAUUGCGUUAUUUAUAAGAAAUGUAACACACAAUUACAUGUUAAUGCGGUCAAGGCCCAAGGGCAUGUGCUACUGCCCCAAGUCCUAACAUGUGGGCAUAACGCCUUCUGAGAACACAUGAAAAAAGGAAAUUUCCCAAAACAUAAUAAACAAUAAAGUGGUUUCGCUGAAUGGGGCUAUAAUGUUUUUUGCUAAAUAGAUGAAAUCAUAUUGUGAUAUUAUGAUGUUAUCAAGUUUUAUUGCUAUUUAGGGCAAUUUCUAAA